Molecule: messenger RNA, 2067 nt
Organism: Puccinia triticina
Lineage: Eukaryota; Fungi; Basidiomycota; Pucciniomycetes; Pucciniales; Pucciniaceae
Exons: 4
Coding region: 1-2067 (688 amino acids)
Biological process (GO): SCF-dependent proteasomal ubiquitin-dependent protein catabolic process; positive regulation of protein ubiquitination
Cellular component (GO): SCF ubiquitin ligase complex
Molecular function (GO): protein binding
Source: RefSeq, a predicted model, not a curated record
AUGGUCGCCACGCGGGAUCCCAAAUUACUCGUAACGCGUGUCUUCCAGCGUGGAAUAACCGCGUUCAAAGCGGAGGACUAUCAACGCGCGAUCCAAUGUUUCGAUCAAGCAUUUGAGGCAUCAUCAAACGAAUCCGUUGCCCUUAAAAUCAACAUCCUGGAUAGUCGCGCAGCAUCAAAGGAAAAACUUAAUGAUAUCAAGAGUAGUUUGUCCGAUGCGAAACAGGUAAUUGAUCUGGCACCCGAGUCUCCCAAGGGCUACAUCCGCGCUGCGCGUCUUUUCAACCAGAUCGAUAGAUUUCCGGCCUCAGUAAAGAUGUUUGAACUGGCAAUCACGAAGCUAAAGUCGAACCCCAAAAGGAAUACAUUAUUAAUAGAGACUUUACAAGCAGAGCUCCAGCAAGUUCGUCUUCGAGAAAAGACACACGUGGGUACACCACAAAUCAGGCGUGCUACAUCAUCGUCUGCUUCAUCGAAGCCUAAAUCCAAUUUUGUGGGGAAGAUGCCUUUUGAAAUUUUCAUUGACAUCGUCUCGUCGCUCGACAUUCCAACGCGUUUUCGAUGUAUGGCCGUAUGCUCCUCAUGGCGUCAGACAAUAUUGAACACCCCUAACCUUUGGAACACCCUGUGUUUAAACUCACAUAAUUAUCAAAAGCUGUUGACCAAGGCUAAAUAUUGGCUCAACAGGCUGGGGCCGGAUCAACAGCUACACACUCUCAAUAUCAGUGUUUCCCCCAUUUGGCCUCCUUCCACCACUCACAGCCUUCUCACCUUUCUGGCUGAGCGGCUAUCCACGAAGACCUCGCCGAAUGCAUGCCUUCGAUCUUUCAGCUUUCAUCACGCUGGUGCCUCAUAUGGAAUUGCAGAGAUACAGAAAACAUUCAGUGUUGUGAUCGCUUUCGCUUAUUCAAAUCGAGCGAACUUGUUUAAUUUAGAACUUAAGGUACCAGCUUUUAUCACCUGUCCUCUGACACUACCUGCUCUCUUGGCCGACUUCCCUUGCUUAAAAGGUUUGAAGCUUCAAGGCGAGCGCGGGCAAUCUCUACUUUUCAUCAAAUCCGAAAGCUUUUAUCAAAAUUAUGUUCCCUCUACGACGCCUACACCCUCGGGAUUAGUCUCUCCAGAUAACAACGAUUCAAGCGCAUCUUGUCACGCGCAACUGCUCCCCUUGAACACGAGCCAGCGGACCGAAAACGUCUUGGAUCAACAACUUGAAGCACUAUUUGCCCAAUGUGUUUCAUUCGUGCCGAGCGAGGAAGGGCCUAUCAAGCUAUCUUCCCUACGAUCGGUAUCCUUGAUAUCCACGGCCAUCAAUGCCAUUUCGCCUGACAGCGCCCAAAUCAAUACGGUCAACCAGUACGUGCCUGGAAUAGAUUUUACUCGUCUACCAAAACUGGAGAACCUAGAUCUAUGCAGAGUCGCCGUUGGCCAGGAGCAAUGGGAGCCUGUGUGGCGGUCUUUCGAACGACUGCCAACAUUACGAAGAUUGCGCUUGGAUGGGUUACCGCAUUUUAUUCCCCACUUUCUCGAGUUGGCCAACGUCCCACUGCAUUGGUCUCCGCAAGAUCAUGUUGAUCAGCCUUUUAGGGUUGAAAUGGAAACCAUAGUGCCCGAGCUGGAAUUUAUAUCCCUAUCUUCCCUUGAUAGCUCGAUGUCUUACAAGUUUUUGGCGGUCUUUGGGUAUCAAUUCGCCAAGCUCGACUCGCUUUCGGUGGCCGGCUUAUUACUCGAUUCGGACACCGAAUCGUUGCUAAUCGGUGCAUUGCGCCACUUACCACCGCUCGUGAACCUUAAUCUGAGCAAUACGCACGCAAGGCCCGAAGUCAUUGACGCCAUAAAACCUGAUCGACUUCAACAUCUCCAGCUCGGCAAUUGCACGCGCGUUACUUUCCGCUCUGUGGCGCGUCUCGCAACACCUAAUAAUCUCCAAUUCUUGGAUAUCACGGGCUGUCACCUGAUCUCCACACGGGAAAUGAUCGAAUGGCUUGCCCGACGGGUCAAAGUCUUAAUAUGGCGAGAAGGCCAGGAUUUACCACGGAGAUCAGCCAGAAGACUCUUCCUCGAUUGA